AACCAAAUCAGCAUCUAUUUAUUUCAAGGCUAUAAAAGUAUUAAUUUACUCUAAGAAGACUAUUUUGCUGUAAAUUCUACUAAAGACGACUAGACGACCACUUAAUAUUGAUUAUUCGUAGUCAAAGCAAAAGGGCCAGUUUGAUAAAACAUCAUCAUGAAAGCUCUCAUAUUCGACGGCAAGAAGGUUACCCUGACGUAUGGCGAGUUUCCCAUGCCGAAGCUGGUUCAUGACACUGACGUGAUAGUAAAAGUUCAUUACGCCGGUGUCUGCGGGACAGAUCUACACAUAAUACAGGGGGAGUUUCCAGCGUACAAAGAACGUCCGCUACCCUUGGGGCACGAGUUCAGCGGCGUCAUUCACGCUGUCGGUGAAAAAUCAAUAUUCAAAGUCGGCCAGAAAGUUGUUGUAGAUCCAAAUCGUGCUUGCGAUCUGUGCAAUUUCUGUCGCAACGGCAAUUAUCAGUACUGCAAGGUGAAGGGUAUCAAUGAUGCUCUCGGUAUUUGGAGGGACGGCGGCUGGGCUGAGUACGUUUUAAGCCCACAGAAUCAAGUAUAUGCUUUACCUGAUGGGAUCACUAUUGAACAAGCUGCUCUCUGCGAGCCGUUUGCGUGUGUUUCUCACGGCGUGGACCUAGCGCAACCACUUCCCAUAGGGAAGAGCAUACUUGUUGUGGGCGCUGGUAUUAUUGGUAACAUGUGGACGUGCGUGCUGCAUCUCCAAGGUCAUCGAGAUGUAACCGUCUCCGAGAUGAAUAAAUCCAGACUCGAAAUUGUAAAGAAAUUAGAUACCGGCUUCCGACUCGUUACUCCGGAUGUUUUGGAAGCUGAGAAGCGUGUUUACGAUGUGAUAAUUGAUUGCACCGGUGUUGGUAAGGUCAUAGAAAUCAAUUUCAAAUAUAUGAAUAACGGUGGAAAAUAUAUACUAUUUGGCUGCUGCCCUCCGACGCACACCGCCACAUUAAAUCCGUUUGAUAUUUACGAUAAGGAAUUAUCGAUUAUCGGGGUGAAAAUCAACCCGUUCAGUUUCCCGAAGGCGUUGGGCCUGCUCAGGUCUAUGGGAGACAGGUACCUUAAAUAUGAAAAGCUAGGCGUCAAGACUUACCCCCUGUCAGAUUACCAACAGGCUCUAGAUGACCUGAAGACCGGUAAUAUCUCUAAAGCAAUAUUUACAAUUUAAACAGCUUGUAAUAAAUAAAUUUGAUACUAUAUUAA
Messenger RNA from Danaus plexippus (monarch butterfly), 1214 nucleotides. RefSeq lists its product as uncharacterized. The coding region runs from base 157 to 1179 and encodes 340 amino acids. NCBI's taxonomy places the organism in Eukaryota, Metazoa, Arthropoda, Insecta, Lepidoptera, Nymphalidae. The transcript has 10 exons. Gene Ontology annotation, molecular function: zinc ion binding; oxidoreductase activity. The record is from RefSeq and is a predicted model, not a curated record.